Anarrhichthys ocellatus (wolf-eel) is the source of this 10265-nucleotide messenger RNA. Its product is annotated as leucine-rich repeat and fibronectin type III domain-containing protein 1-like protein. The transcript is spliced from 13 exons. Gene Ontology annotation, molecular function: protein binding. Bases 6719 to 8644 code for a protein of 641 amino acids. NCBI's taxonomy places the organism in Eukaryota, Metazoa, Chordata, Actinopteri, Perciformes, Anarhichadidae. The record is from RefSeq and is a predicted model, not a curated record.
UGUUCCACAGCACAUGUCGAAGCCAUAUAGUCAGAUCCCAACAAUGUCAACACACAAAGACAUGUCUUUUGCAUAAUUUGUCCCUACUAGAUUAAAUCCGGACCUGUUUCUUUUCAAUGAUUUUGUAUGAAUCACACCACUUCUUCUUAUUCUUCUUCUUCACUUUAGACUGACAGAACUAAGUAGCUGUCCAUGUAAACAUGUCAGCCUUGGUAACACAACUGAAGCCUCACAAGCUGUUUACGUGACACCAAACAGAGAGUGACGUUGGCGUCUGUGUUCCAUUUGAAAAAGAUGAAAAAUAAUAAAUAGAUCCAAAUGAUUUUGCUUAUCAACACAGUUUCAAGUUGCCAGGUUUGGAAAUACUUUGAGCCACUAGAGAAAGCAGUGAUAUUAGAGAAAUGUGAAUAUUUGGCUGCACACAGGCGAGCAAGAAAGAGUUAUGUUGCCAGAUUGGAGGAGGGCUGCCAGCCUGCUGUGUACAGUUAUACACUUUGGGUAUUGAUGUUACCGCUAGAAGGAGGUUAUUUGAUGCAUGAUGGCGGAGGUAAGGUUUCAUUGACGCAGCGUGAAUUCGCCAGGUCGGAGAAACAGAUGGAGCAAUCAGGUGGAGUGAGGGGAACAUAAAGCGGGUGACUUGAUUUUCAAGAGGGCAGAGAGAGUUACGGUUGCUGGGUCGAGGCGAGUUUGGUGAGCUGAAGUAAAAACAUCAUUCUGUUGCCACUUCAAAUACUAUCAGCUGCAGAAGGGGGUUAUUUCCUUCAGGAGGCCCGAUGCCAGAAGGCAUUCACAGAGUGGGGAGUUGGUUAGAUUGUUGUAAGUUUGACCUCAGAGAUAUUUGCCAUCAAAUAUUUGAGAAAAAUGGAUAACAAGGAACAGAAAAGGGGUUAUUUGGAGCAUUUUGCCAGGUUAGAUUAUUAUCAGUUUGCACAAAAAGACAUAUAGACAAAAGAGGAAGACACAAACAGACAGGGAGCGGAGUGUCUGUUUUGCCACUUCAGGUUCUGUUAAAUUCAGAGGAGGGUUACUGGGCAUCAGCACUGUAAAGUUGCCCAGAUGGAUCUGUGUAGAGGCUCAGAAAUGGAAUAAAAAAGUGAUAUGAAAAUCCCUAUCUACGAUUGCUUUUUCUAUGUUGCCAAGUUACAAGUUUACUAGUAGACUUGGAAAGCCAAGUGUGUUCCAUCCGCAGCUAGAGAGAGACAGAAGGUUAACUGCCACAAUUCAAAAUCUAGAAUGAGCUUGGAAAAAAAUCAUUCAUCUGAUUGAACAUAUGGUCACUGGAGCCCGACAGACACUGGAUUUUUGAGGCCUGCAUAUUGACAUUUAGUUUAAUAAAAAUAUUUUCUGCAUGUAUCCAUAACAUUAACAUUUUUCAUUGGACUUUAGCAUGUUCGGUUCCUGUAACUCUUUAGCAGACACUUCCAGGUUAGCUUUAUAAGCUCAAAAGAACCAUCAAGACCAUUGAAAGGUGCUCUUUGUGAUUAGGACAGUCAGACCAUUUCACUGAUUUAUUUAGAUUUCACUUCUCAUUUCACUCUAAAAUGAUUCCGAGUAUCACAAAUAGUAUUCCAGUCUUUACAGAUUAAUGCUGUACACCGUUCAAACACACAGAACAUCACCUUCAAUUUGAAUGAAGAUUUACAAAGAUACCAAAUAUGUCCGGUUAAGAGUCUUGAGUUAAAAUGUUUCAGUGUGAACAUCAGAAUAGAAGUGUUACUUUCUCACAGAGUGGAAUACAUUUAUUUUACCCUUUGACCAACAUGUACCGAGCGUGACUUUUCACGUUUUUGAAUGAACUUGUCAGUGCUCUCUGUUGGACAAACUAAUUCAUGGAGACACUAAACAUAUCUGUGGCUCAUCUGUAUACUCUCAUGUUACUCAUCAACCAACAUAUGCACUGACCAGCUAAAAAGACCAAUAAUGAAUGUCAGGCCGAUGAGUUGAUCUGUCCGUCACCUAUUUAUCUACCUGUAUCCCUUUGUGAUAACAUGUGUGAGUGCAUGUGCUAGAUGAGCAGGAUGAAAGAUGUCAGUGUGUCUAAGGUUGUGGUUAAACUUCACUUUGCAACAGAUUUCACUGGUUCAAAAUAAAAGCUUUUAAAUGACAAACUAACUCGGGACAUUUGUUGUGAGAAAUUUAUAGGAAAAUGUGUCAAUCAACGAAUUAGCUACUAGCUUUGUUAGCAGCUAUUCUACAAUAGAGCAAGUCUACUACUACUGCUUGGAGGAAGAGUAAGCAGCGAAAGUGACAGAACACUUUUAUUGUGAAGAUUUUAUAGGAAAUGAAAUGAAAUUAAAUUAUCCACCUUUUACAGCCGCUCCUUCGACCACGAAAUAUAUCCAGUCAUUAUCCGAUCAGGCAGGUCGGUGUGGAGACACAGCUGAGUUACAAUUUGGUGAAUCCAAUCCCAAAAGUUACAUCGUGUAACCAUGUCGUGAGACUCAACUGAAGCCGAAAGUUUCUUCACGACGUUCAAUAUGAGGUGUUACAAAGUUCCCCAUGUGGAUCUUAUUCCUUUACAUCCCAUUUAAUAUUUCGGGCAUUAAACAAUUGUUGCGUAAGUUAGUAUGAACUAUAAUUUAACUACUUUCAGAAUUUGGAGCAGCUACUGGAAGCAAGUGUAGUGAUCAGAGACUGUGUGUUCACUGUGAGAAGAGCUCCGUAGUGGAAAUGAAAGUCAGCACCAGCAGAAGGCAAUUUCCGUUUCCAUUGUAGUUUAUAAAAUGUCUGCCUGAGCCAAAGCUCUGCAUGCUCAACACCUCAACACUUUGAAACAGAAAAGACUGCCGCUUCACACGAGACACCUCCCAUCCUUCAUAUCUGAUAAUGUGUGGCUUCCAACCAAGAAGGCUGGACAACGGCCAGAAGAAGCAGCUUCCAUCAGGAGCAGAUCCAUGGCUGCCGCAGUGGGGAAACUUUCGCAUCACUGACUUUUGCAAGUGGACAAACCCUGCUGCCAUAUCCCAUUUAGAAAUGUAAAAACAUUACCUGUUGCAUUUUAUCACAGUCAGACAAAUAGCCGAAUGCAUUGGGAAAACAUUUAGAAGUAAAUGGAAAGUAAAAAAUGAGCUAAUUUCCACAAUGCAUUAAAGCUAUCACCAGCAAGACAAAGCUUCCUGUCAUAUCUGUGGUUUCUGAACCUCUUCUUCGAUUGGUUUCUUACCGUUCUGUCUAUGUGCUGAAGAUCAGCAAAGUACUGAUGCCAAAAUCUGACACUUCCCACUGAAGUUUCUGAUAGCUGAAACUUUUUCUUUCUUGCUUUCACACUCUGUAGUAGCUGCAGGAAAUAUCUUGAUGUGACAGUGCGCUUGCUGCUUCUGGCAAAGUAGCCACGGGAAACAGAAAAAAAAUCCUCACAACUGUGCAGACUCAGGAAUGCAAAUUACAAAGCCGAUUGCUGUUUUUAUUGGAGUUUUAGAGCGGGUAUUUUCUUUAAUGGCCGCAGAGUCUCGAGGGAGCAGCAGAAAAUGGGGACAGUGGACAAAGCAGAAUGUGGAGCCUAGUUCAGAGUUGCCAAGCUGGCCUGAUUUGAGUCGGGACAGCAGAAGGAGGACUGCCAGCAUCAUUCUGCGGAAGUGCUGACAGUUCCCAACCAGAAAAUGUGCUUAGAAACCCAGACAAUUUCCCGCAGUCACCUAUUUAGUCUUUUCCAAUUCAGUCUCAAUGGAUCUUUUUAUAACUGUGGCAACACAGUUUAGGAAGUGCCAAACUCAUCCCCCGCAUGUCUCUGUGGGAGACUGAAUGUUGAGUCUCUCAGUGGGGAUGAAUGAAGGCUGGACUCACACUGGCAUUUGGUGAUGUUGAGGCAAAGUAGAAAAAGUCGAGGCGAGUGAGAGGGACACACCAUCUGUCGGUGAUUGUAAAACUCCCAAAGGUUUCCAGCUUGUCUCUGUUGGCUCCUCAGUGUUUUUACCAUCAGAGGUAACAGUCAUGUAGAGCCUCGACAGCCGUCAGACAAGGUCAACUUUUUACCUGCAAAUUGUGUGCAAUCAGCAGGGAAGUGCGACCGGCGAGGCUGCCGGGUGUCGCCAGCACCUCCAGCAGUGCACCGCUGGAGGGUGAACCAGUCGGCCCUGUCAAUUCUAAUACAGUCUGCUGCUCACUUUUCACAUGAAACAAAAACCUCUGAUUGACACGAUUCGUUGUAAUAGGCUCAACAUACUGUUAUUAGGGAACUUUUGGGGGCAUCAAUAUUAUUUAUAUGUAAAACUGGGUAUCGGAACUUAAUGCCUUUAAGGGAUCGGCCGAAAUAAGCCAGUACCAGCUUCUCAAGUGAUAGGUAGCUGCAAUCAAUACUUCUUGUGCUCACAUCUAGAAAAUAAAUGACCAUCUGAAUAGUUUUCCUUGCAGACAAUCACCACAAGCGCUCUCCGAUGCGACUUGUGAUUGGCCGACUACCGCAAUAGUUACACCGCAUGCAGCUGGGAAUGCCUGCCUGCACACCGCUCUGGACACAGAGAUGUUUGUGCCGGUGACUAGCAAGUAAUGGUGCUAACAGCGCUAACAAGGGCAACAGUGCUUACAGAGCCUAGGGGGUGGGCCUUAUGCUUCCCCCGGCUACACUGUGGGUCAGGGGACGACAUUAUCAGCUGUAUGAGCGCUCUGCAGUGCGGCGAAUGCAGUAGUCUGUUGGUAUCGAUAUCACCUAAACAGUACUGGCAUCGUAAUUUAUUGACCCAGCUCUAUUUAAAUGUUACUUUUACCUUUGGUGAUCAACUGGGCUGCAUGUCAUUGAUCUUCACUCACACGGACUGAUUGUUCAUGACAUAUCUGUCUUUCUGUCAGUUUACCAACAAUGACUGACAAUUCUUUGUGAAGGAGCACUGGACAAAGUCACAGAUCAAAGGCAAUUAUUUGUUUACGUUUAUAAAAUUCCGAAUGCAAUCCAGAAUCUUAUUACCAAACUAGUACUUUCGCCUCUAUUGUGAAAUGGUACAAAUUUGUCCUUAUGUUGGAUUUAUUUAAAAUAUUUUCUGUUAAACCAUCUAACAGAGAAAAGAGAUCUGAACCCAUGAUCACCUGUGCUUAUCUCAGCUCAUCAAUCUGUAUCUAAAACUAAAACAUUAUCAGACUUUGGUUCCUCUCUGAUUAAACUUCCUCUUAGAAAAUCAGAAACAAAUCAACAAUUUCACAGCGGCAUUGACUGGUAACAGAUGUCUUCCAUCUGUGCGGAUAAUUUCCAAGAACAAAACUGAAAGUAGAUUUGCAAACCAGAGAGCAAACUAUCUGUGUUCAUGCGACCUUAUGUCCCCUGAUCUUUCAUGGCAUGCCUCCAAUUACCGCUAAAAACAAUAAUUUCAUUAAUCAAGCUGUUGGAACAACUGGCAGUUAACACAGUGACCAUUUAGAUAAUUGAUUAAUUUUCUUUUUUUUAGCUGAAGCUAAUUAACAUAACUUGAGGCUAUAAUUAAGCUUUUUUGCUGUUGUCUGGUUGACAUUCCCAUGUUUUAUACUCUACCAACUCUGGUGACUCUUCCACAGAGAGCCCCUCACUGCGCCACGUCAAAUUAUCCCCAGUUAUGCUUAUCAAAUUAAGUCAUGGUUUUGCUCUGGGAUCUCCAGUAUUUUCGGCAAGUAGCUGGUGAAAAAAUAAGGUGUGAAAUUAAAUAAGACACUGUUGUCCUGACUGCAUGAUUUAGAUUAGUCAUUUAGGAGUUUUCAGUAACCUCUACUUGUUACUUGUAAAUGUUGUGAGCUAAAGUUAAUUAGAUUUAAUAAGCAGAUUCAAUACUGGAUUCAGAUUUAAUAAAAAGCUAUGAAACUUCAGGCCGACCCCCAAAGAGCGGGAGGCAGGUUUGAAUCAGUCAGCAUCCAUAGUGUUGAUAAAAUAACUGAGUGUUGCUCCUUAGCUUGCACAGCACAGAGCAAAGUACCCUUCCACCCCACUUUGUUUGAUUUAAAGUGGGUAGAAGGUGUAGACAUUAGCCUUUAAAUAAUGACAUUAUGUAGUGGUACUCCUGUCUGGUCUCACUGCUGUGGUCUGUCAGGCCGGUUUAUCAAAGAACACUCACUUGUAUUUCUCUCAGGAUCUGCUUUUCAGUAAAACAUCAGUUGUGAGCUGCUGAAGUUUAAUGGCUGCAGCUUGACACUGAUUGAUGAAUGGGCAGCGGCUGCUAAACUCUGAGCUCUGUCACUCUGUCACUGAUACGCCACAGAGAGGAAUGGUGCCUCUUUUUUACCCACAAUGCUUUCUUUCUUUAAGUCAGUCUAAUUUUCUUUCUGUCUUUCUUCUUUUAUCUCAGUCUGUCCCUGUCCUCUCUUCUCUUCCCAGCGACGGACAUUUUUUGCUCAUUUAAGGAAUGAGAGGCCGCUCUGCCGUCCUCUCACUGCAUCUGUCCACUCGUCUUCGUCCCUUCCUUCUCCCCCUCUCUGUCCUCUUAACCUCUCCUCACCGCUCAUCCAUUUCUCUCGGUCUCUCUGUGCAGGGAAUCUUGGCAGACUUUGACAGACGGCUGACUGAGCCAAUGACAUACUUCGAGGACUUUUAAAGCAGGGUCCUCUGGUCAAACCUGCAUGGGCGUGAGCACGACGAGUAUGUGCACGUGAACCCGGAUGAACGCCAUCACCGUUUCGUGCCCCGUGAGAAGAGGACGGCCCCCUUCCCUGAUAGAGAGGCUGUUGCAGAUCAAAUCCGGUCAUCACAACACAUCUGGACUUGGUCCUGAUCGGCUCCGCCUGACAAAGAAAAACUGAAACCUUCUGAAUCAGGAGAGCAGCCAUGGACGUCGUCUCCUCGCUGGUCCGCCCGCUCCUCCUCCUCCUCCUCCUCUUCGUCCUCCUGUCCUCCCUCCCCUCCGGCGGCUACUCAAUGCUGUGUCCGAAGCGGUGCACCUGCCAGAACCUGCUGCCGUCCUACACCGUGCUGUGUGCCAAGACGGGCCUCCUCUUCGUCCCGCCCAAUAUCGACCGCCAGACGGCCGAGCUCAGGCUGAUGGACAACUUCAUCACAACGCUGAGGCACCGCGACUUCGCCAACAUGUCCAGUCUGAUCCACCUGACCCUGAGCAGAAACACCAUCAGUCAGAUCAAGCCGUACGCCUUCGCUGACCUCCAGGACCUCCACGCUCUCCACCUGGACGCCAACCGCCUCACCGCCCUAGACGACUCCCACUUCCAGGGCCUGGUGAACCUGCGGCACCUCAUCCUGGCCAACAACCAGCUGCACAGCAUAUCAGAGGGAGCCUUUCAGGACUUCCUGGAGACUCUGGAGGACUUGGAUUUGAGCUACAAUAACCUGGUGGACAUCUCCUGGGACACCAUCUCCAUGCUGGUCAGCGUCAACACCCUCAGCCUCGACCAUAACCUCAUCGAGAACGUCCCAGAGGGAAUCUUCUCCAACCUGCACAAACUGGCCAGACUGGACAUGACAUCCAACAAGCUGAAGAAGAUUCCUCCAGACCCGCUGUUCCUGCGGAUCCCGGUGUACGCGAAGAUGAAGGGCUCUCCUCUCACAGCGCUGGUGUUGAGUUUCGGUGGGAACCCCCUGCACUGUAACUGCGAGCUGGUCUGGCUUCGCAGACUCACCAGAGAGGACGACCUGGAGACCUGCGCUUCACCCAAAGACCUGGCCGGCAAAUACUUCUGGACCAUUAAAGAGGAGGAGUUUGUUUGCGAGCCACCGAUGAUAACUCGCCACACGUCCAAGAUGUUUGUGAUGGAGGGUCAGGAGGUCAGCUUGCGCUGCAAGUCCAUCGGGGAUCCGGAGCCGUCCACGCAUUGGGUCAGUCCUGAAGGAAAGCUGAUCGGCAACACGUCCAGAACCGUCUGCUACGAGAACGGCUCGCUGGACAUCCUCAAGGCCUCGGUGAAGGAUUCUGGAAAGUUCACAUGCAUAGCGUCCAACGCAGCCGGGGAGGCCACUGCUCCUGUUGAGUUGGUCGUCAACCCCUCGCCACACUUUGACCCAAAACUGGACCCCGACCCGGGGCCUUCGGACAUCCCCACAUCCAUCAAGUCCAACGCGAGCGGCGGUCAGGCACGGUCUGAUCAGCAGAGGGUCAGUGUAUCAGAUCUAUCGUCCAGCUCUGCCACCAUCAGAUGGCCCCCACAGAACCACAUACCAGGAGUCCGCAUGUACCAGAUCCAGUACAACAGCUCCUCAGAUGACAUCCUCAUUUACAGGAUGAUCCCAGCCAACCACAAGUACUUCCUGCUGAGUGACCUGGCGUCAUCGCGGGACUACGAGCUGUGUGUUCUGGCCGUCUAUGAUGACGGCAUCACCGCCCUGACGGGCACCAAGCUGGUGGGCUGCGUGUCCUUCUCCACGGAGACGGAGUACGGACGCUGUCACUCGAUACGAGACCAGUUCCUGGGAGGUACCAUGAUCAUCAUCAUCGGGGGAAUCAUUGUCGCCUCUGUCCUCGUCUUCAUCUUCAUCCUCCUGAUGAAGUACAAGCUCCACAGUAACCAUUACAAGCAGAAAGCCGCCGCGCGCCACGCCAACGUCUGCUCCCAGACCAACGGAGGAGGGGGAGGUGGAGCCAAUGUCCUGCCUCCGUCGUCCUCCUCUGCAGGGCAGGGUGGAGGUGCUAAUAAAAACUCCCAACCGUCAUCGUCAACGGAGGGGAUAGGAGGAGCUUCUCUUCGAGGGACGACUGUAGUAGACUUAAAUCCCACCCACGACGAUGAUGCCAUCUCCCAAUAACACACAAGAAACUGUCAAUCAAACCACAACUCACCAAUCUCUGAGCCCAAACCAAUACUCCACCUCCCGCCCCUUUCUUUUUUUUUAAAUUUGUUUUGUUGCUGGUGCCUGGAGCCAAACUCCACUUAACGCCGAGGAGCGACUCCUGUCAUUGAUCCUUACAGUCAGCUUCACAGUGCUGGAGGGAGAGGAGGCAGUAGAGGUGCCCCUGUGGGUUGCAUGGUCACAUCCUUCUAAUGAGCCCCGAUGUUCAGGUAUUCCACCCAGACACACAUGCCCAACCCCUGACACCACCUCAGAACCAGAUGUGAUGUGAUACGAAGAUCCAGCGGGCAUCCAGAGGAGGAGAAACAGCCUUCCUGUUGGCAGAAGAAAGGUCUGCUCCCCGUGGGAUACAGGUCUGGCUCUGGGCUUUGAACCCUGCUUAUGAUCGGUGCUUAACUGGAGCUUGAAACCUUGGAUCGGAGGAGUCGGGAGUGAACAUGGUCGGGGAUCUCUUCUUCUUUUUUGAAGGAAGUAUCCGAUGAUCUGACAGGGCUCUUAAGGGUGUCGCGUGGAUUUUUUGGCGUCUGCAUUUGACAGUUAGAAUCCAUGCCAACACUCAAUGCUGCUCUGAGAAUACACUGAAUGGAUUACUGGAUUACAGAAAACCCCUUUUAUGACAUUUUUUCCAGGAUCUCCUCGAUUGUGGUUUGUCGAUGGUUUGGUGGCACUGCUCCUCUCUUUUCCCCAGCAUACAGUCAUAUGCCAAAGGAUUACUACAGUAUUAUGACAGCAUUAUAACAAAACCGGGAGAAUAUACAGACUUCCAAAAGCACACCUCUCUAUUAUCUCUUGGCAGUCAAAGAGAAAAUCCAUGUUGGGCCUUGGAUUGAAAAUACGAGCACAUCGUCAAACGUCUUGUCUCAAAGCAUCAAUAACAACCAACUGUCAAAUUAAACGGUGAACUUCUCUGGCACUUUAAUUGUAUGUCUUCACCUUCUCUCUCUCUCUCUCUCUCUCUUAUUUUCAUGAACAACUGAAUAGUAUACUCUCCAGUAUUACCAAUCGAACUCUUCUGGCUGCGAAUGACUUAGAUAAUGUUGAAAUAAUCAGUGUGUUUGCAUCCAUGGUGGAUUGGUUCUCUCUGUGUUGGAGUAUUAAAAAAGAAAACCUGAGACCGGAGCCUUGAGGAACUCCUGCGAGGAUUUAUUCACAGCCAAACUUAAAGCACUGACGUCCAGGCCUCUACAUUUAAUGGUGAAUCCUGAUUUUCAGUUUGACACUGGAAAGCAACUGUACCUGUAAGAAACACUGGUGAACCUCCUAUCACUGAAAGCUGGCGCUCGAGUUAAAUGUAUUAAGCGUUUUUAAAAGAUGGCCAGCAGAACUUGCGCUGUCCCGUCCACUCCCUCCCCCCUUUGCUCCCCCUUUGCCGUUUGCCAGUGUCUGUGUUUGUAUGUGACAUACACCUUACAGUCUUCGAUGGUUUGAUACCCAUGAUUUACUUUGAAUAUUAUGAAACAAAUGACCACAAUAAGGAGAAAAAAACACAACAACAUGCAAAAUGGGGAUUUUAUGCUUUCAUAGAUACACUUAUGUGGAUUUAUAAUGAAAUAAAAAGGUAUUUUUCUUGGAAAAA